Molecule: messenger RNA, 1398 nt
Organism: Iphiclides podalirius (scarce swallowtail)
Lineage: Eukaryota; Metazoa; Arthropoda; Insecta; Lepidoptera; Papilionidae
Source: the annotation of a GenBank genome assembly
AUGACCAGGGGCUGCAUCCAAGGAUCUGCUUGCGGCCCAGUGCUCUGGAAUAUUAUUCUGGACGAACUUCUUGAUAUUGGGCUUCCAGUGGGUUGCCACAUACAGGCCUUCGCAGAUGACGUGCUGUUGGUGGCCACGGCCGGGAGCGUUAGCGAACUUGAAACAAUCACCAACUCAUCGCUUUCGCGAAUCGUCGAUUGGGGUAGCAGCGUGAAGCUCAGCUUCGGACCUGCAAAAACCCGGAUGAUCGCCUUUACUCCCAAGGCUAAGACUGCCGUCAUCACCAUGUCAGGACAGAGAUUAGCUUUCUCGCCAGACCUAAAGUAUCUGGGGGUAGUGCUUGAUGAGAAACUCCUCUUCGGCCGUCAUGUAAGAUAUGUCAUUGACAAGGCGCGGCGAAUAUUUAAUGCCCUCUGCAUGUUCUCGAGACCUACAUGGGGGGCUCAUCCUGAGAACAUCAGCACCAUUUACCGUCAGGUGAUCGAGCCAACGGUCACAUACGCGGCCGGGAUCUGGGGACACGUCACACACAAGAGGUGUAUUAGGAGGAGCCUCGAGAGCUUGCAGCGAGGAUUCGCGAUAAAGGCAAUUAGAGGGUUUCGCACUAUCUCAACGACUGCUGCAGUGGCACUCGCCCAAUUCACGCCCCUAGAUCUAAAGGUUAGGCAAGUACACAUUGUCGAAAGGGCCAGGCUGUCGGGCACAUGUGAUUACGUCCCUGACGAUAUACCCCUUGAAAGACCCACUCCCAUACACAGGUUAUUACACCCCGCGGAGAGAAUCAACAUUGAUCCUAAACUGCUCCCAACGCAAGAUCUAGUGGAUGCCCAAAUAUACACAGACGGUAGCAAGCAGAAUGAUGGUGCCGUUGGCGCAGCCUUCGUCUGCUACGACAACUCUAACACACAUCCAAAAACUACCAAAAAAUUUAGGCUACAUAAUACGUGCACAGUCUUUCAGGCUGAGCUUUUUGCCAUCCAUCAGGCAUGCCUGUGGGCAGAUACGAAACAGUACACAAGAACAGUUAUCGCUACAGACUCUCUCUCAUCUAUCCGCGCUCUACAAAAUCGGAGUAACACACACCCUAUCAUCACGAACAUUCACCACACAAUCCACAGAAUACAGCAAUCAUCACGCAUCAUAGACAUAGUGUGGGUCAAGGCACACACAGGUAUUUUGGGAAACGAGGCGGCAGAUACAGCUGCCAACUCUGCCACUAAAUUACACAAAAAACCCGACUAUUUCGCAAUCCCACUCUCAUACAUAAAACAUAAAAUUAAAACAGACAAUCAAUCUAUCUGGCAAGCACGGUACGAAAGUGCCGAACAGGGAAAACACACGAGGAAUAUACUUCCUACUCUAGACCACAUAAAAUCACUUAAAGCAACCUCACCUACC